CCUUUCCUCGUCUUAACUUGUAUCACAAAGCAAAAUACGAAAGAAACAUGGGGUUCUUGGGUAAGAGUGUAUUGUUGAGUAUCCUUGCAAUAUGGUUCUUCACUUCCUGUGCUUUCACUGAAGAAGUGAACCAUGUGACCCAAACGCCUUCCUCUGCCCCUGCUCCAUCUCCUUACCACCACGGCCACCACCACCCACAUCCUCCCCAUCACCACCACCCUCACCCUCACCCACCGGCAAAAGCCCCUGUCAAGCCGCCGGUUUCUCCACCUUCUAAACCUCCGGUUAAGACUCCAGUUUACCCUCCAACCAAAUCCCCGGUUAAGCCCCCAACUAAACCUCCGGUUAAGGCACCAGUUUCCCCACCAGCAAAACCUCCUGUUAAACCUCCGGUUUACCCUCCGACCAAAGCUCCGGUUAAGCCCCCAGUCAAACCUCCGGUUAAGCCACCAGUUUCCCCACCAGCAAAACCUCCUGUUAAACCUCCAGUUUACCCUCCGACCAAAGCUCCAGUUAAGCCCCCAGUCAAACCUCCGGUUAAGCCACCAGUUUCACCACCGGCCAAACCUCCAGUAAAGCCACCAGUUUCACCACCGGCCAAACCUCCGGUUAAGCCCCCGGUUUACCCUCCGACCAAAGCCCCUGUUAAGCCCCCGACCAAAGCCCCGGUUAAGCCUCCGGUCUCUCCUCCAACCAAACCACCAGUCUCCCCUCCAGCUAAGCCACCGGUGAGGCCACCGGUUUACCCGCCAAAAUUCAACAGAAGCCUAAUCGCCGUUCAGGGUACGGUCUUCUGCAAAAGCUGCCAGUACGCUUCUUCCGAUUCACUCAUUGGCGCCAAACCCGUUGAAGGUGCUGUUGUGAGACUACUGUGUAAGAGCAAGAAGAACGUAGUCGCGGAGACCAAGACGGACAAGAACGGAUACUUCUUGUUGUUGGGCCCGAAGACGGUGACAAACUACGGUUUCAGAGGAUGUCGUGUGUAUCUUGUGAAAUCAAAGGACUACAAAUGCAACAAAGUGUCAAAGCUAUUCCGUGGAGAUGUCGGUGCCGUACUCAAGCCGGAGAAAAGGAAGGGGAAAUCUGCGGUGGUCAUUAACCAGCUCAUCUACGGUAUCUUUAACGUUGGACCGUUUGCGUUUGACCCGGUUUGCCCCAAAUAAAGAUAAUGAUGAUGCUUUGUUACUUUCUUGAUUAUGUAAUGCUCAAAAGAGUUCGAGGGAGACAGAGAGUUAUGUCUUUAUGCGUUCGAAUUGUAAUGUUAGCUAUAGUAUUAAGCUAAAUGCUUGUGUUUUUAUGAAUGUGUCCUUAAGAGACGUCGUUUGGGUUUCGUUUGAAUAAAAAUCGCCAGCUUUAAGAA
Molecule: messenger RNA, 1360 nt
Organism: Brassica napus (rape)
Lineage: Eukaryota; Viridiplantae; Streptophyta; Magnoliopsida; Brassicales; Brassicaceae
Product: non-classical arabinogalactan protein 31-like
Exons: 2
Coding region: 48-1163 (371 amino acids)
Source: RefSeq, a predicted model, not a curated record